This is a messenger RNA of Lagopus muta (rock ptarmigan), 2046 nucleotides long. Its product is annotated as epidermal retinol dehydrogenase 2-like. The record is from RefSeq and is a predicted model, not a curated record. Gene Ontology annotation, molecular function: oxidoreductase activity, acting on the CH-OH group of donors, NAD or NADP as acceptor. The transcript has 7 exons. Gene Ontology annotation, cellular component: lipid droplet. Bases 157 to 1074 code for a protein of 305 amino acids. Lineage: Eukaryota; Metazoa; Chordata; Aves; Galliformes; Phasianidae.
CCGGGGAGGGCUGCGGUAUAAAGGCCGGGAUCGGCCCGCAGUCCUGUUCUCCAUGUCGCGCUUCCUUCGCGGUACGCGGCCUCUCUGUUCCCUCAGGCGGAGUUGCCUUCGUUCUUCGGUCCGACAAGCGGAGAUAUCAGAAAAAAUAGCCUCAAGAUGAACUUCUUCCUGGAGCUGCUCAAAGUCAUUGGACUUUCAACAUAUUACAUGCUGGAAUCACUGGUGUUUUUGUUUGUGCCUAAACGUAAGAAGAAUGUGAGUGGCGAAAUAGUAUUAAUAACAGGAGCAGGAAGUGGAAUUGGAAGACUCUUAUCCUUAAAAUUUGCCAAACUUGGAGCCACACUGGUUCUUUGGGACAUUAAUCAAGACGGACUCCAGGAGACGUGCAGAUUGGCUGAAGAAAACGGAGCAGUAAGAAUUCAUUCUUACAUCUGUGACUGCAGCAAAAGGGAGGAAGUCUACAGAGUAGCAGAUCAGGUUAAGAAAGAAGUUGGUGAUGUCAGCAUCCUAGUCAACAAUGCUGGCAUUGUCACUGGAAGGAGCUUUAUUGAAUCUCCAGAUUCACUUGUGGAAAAAACUAUGGAAGUGAACGCAAUGGCACACUUUUGGACUUAUAAAGCCUUCCUUCCAGCAAUGAUAGCUUCUAACCAUGGACACUUGGUUAGCAUUGCAAGCACAGCAGGACUGAUUGGAGUCAACCGUCUUGCAGAUUACUGUGCAAGUAAGUUUGCAGCCGUCGGUUUUGCAGAGUCCAUUAGUUACGAGAUGAAAGUUCUGGGAAAGACUGGUGUUAAAACCACAACUGUAUGUCCUUACUUCAUAAACACGGGGAUGUUCGAUGGCUGCAGUACCAGGUGGCCGUUUCUGCUCCCCAUUUUAGACCCAGGCUAUGUGGCUGAAAAGAUAAUGACUGCUAUUCGACGAGACCAAGAAAUUUUGGUACUACCACGCAAUUUGUAUUUCUUCUUUGCUUUGAAAUAUAUCCUACCAGUGAAAGUAGGCGUUCUCCUUGCGGACUUUGCUGGAGCCCUCCAUUUCAUGGAUAGCUUCAAAGGCCGCACGAAGAAGGACUGAAAAUUGCACAAAACUCAGCAACUGAAAAGCAGACAUUGUUAAAGGUAGUGGUGGGAAAGGUCUGCUUCUCUAGCAGCUGUGAACUUAAGGUGCCUCACUUCUACUUAAUAACAUUUUUAAGGAAAUUGAUUUUAAUUAGCUCUUAAUCAACAGCUUUCAUGUGAGCUUUUUUUAUCCAAUGCACUGAUUUCUUUUUCCCUCAUUAUGGAAGUAGGAAAAUUGAAAUGCAUUCCUUUGGUAAUAUCUGUUAUAAUGCCUUAAAUAUCAUUCUGCUUCACAAACCAGUAAUUAGCAGUUUGAGGGGAGAUAAUCUCAGGACUCACAGGUGUGUCUAUGGAUGUCAUGGGGAACAAAAGAAUGUAAAUGACAUUUGUGCUGCUAAUUGACUUCUUGUCUAAUUUAUUUUAAAAGCUAAUACUAUGCCUGCAACUUUGCAAUGAAAUCUUUAUAUGAGUGCAAUAUUUUAGGAACAAUUUUAACUUUUCAUCUCCUAUGUAGAGCUUGUAGCUACAAAGCAUAAUACUACCAGUAGAGAUGGGAUGUCAAACAUCUUGCCAAGCAAGACAACAGAAAUACCUUUGCUACUAAAACCAAAGGUAUUACAUGGUGUAAUUAGGGCUUCUCCUGGGACUGUUUCAGAAAGGAAUUAUGCUGUGUGAAUAGUGAAUAGGUUCACUAGAACUACAGCUUGAGUAACAGCAGAAUGUUUUGCUCCUGAAUUGGGAAGCAGGCUGUCUUCUAUCUACAGAGACUUGUUUUAUUUGCCUUUUCUCUUAGGACUAUUCUCAGGUAUGCUGUGGAGGAGGCCUUGUCCUUUUUGACAAUGACCACUUAGAGGCCCCCUCCAACCUGACUUUCAUUAAACCCUCACAAAAAAAAAGAAAAAGGAAGAUUAUAUAUUAUGCUAUUUAUAUAUAUGCUGGUUAAACCAAUCUCAUGUCACAGUAUUCCACUGGCAAUUGGCAAUGCCUA